UAAGCCUAAAACAUCAGCUGAGCAGGCACAAUGGCUAUGAUUACAUUAUCCAAGUAACUUAAGAAGCAACUUGUGAGUGUAAUAAGAGAAGAGUUGAUGUAAGAGGCAGUUAAAUCUCAAAGGACAUGAUCAAAACAUUCUGCUAAGAGCCAAGAGUUUCCACUUUAAGGUGAAUCCUAAGAGGCAUCAACUAGUGUGAAGAGGAACAUCUACAUUCCACAUAUAUAAGGUCGACAAUGGACACACAUAUCUUUCGUAGAACGGUUAUACUUUUUGUGGCCACUAUUUUUUUUACUGCUGUUGAAAGUCAAGUUUAUGACUAUUUUGACCUGGAACCUGCUUAUUUGCUUUCCAAUGACUGUCCAAAAGAGUGUUCUUGCCCUCCUAGCUUUCCACGUGCCUUAUACUGUGAAAACAAAGGUUUGAAAGAAGUUCCUCGCAUCCCGUCAAGAAUUUGGUACUUGUAUCUGCAAAACAAUGAAAUUGAGUCGCUUAACGAAAAGCAAUUUUCCAACGCUACACAACUUAGGUGGAUCAAUUUAAACAAAAAUAAAAUCACAAGUCAAAGUAUUGAAAAGAAUUUCUUUGGAGCAAUGAAGAAUGUACUUUACCUGUUUCUAGAAGACAAUGAUUUAGAAGAAGUGCCUGCCCCAUUACCAAGCAGCUUAGAACAACUUCGUUUAGCAAAAAAUAAAAUCUCAAAGAUUCCUGAAGGUGUUUUUAGCAAUUUAGAAAACCUUACUUUACUGGAUUUACAUCAGAACAAGCUCAAAGAUGGUUCCUUUCAAGAUGAUGCAUUUUCAGGACUAAAAAAUCUGAUGCAGCUCAAUGUGGCCAAAAAUGAACUUAAGAAAAUGCCAGCAGGCCUACCUUCUAAUACCGUACAAUUGUAUUUAGACAAGAAUAAUAUUGAGUCAAUACCUGAUGACUACUUUAAUAAUGUGCCAAGAAUCUCAUUUAUUAGGCUCAACUACAACAAGUUAUCUGACAAGGGUAUACCAGCAAAUGUAUUUAAUGUAACUUCCCUCCUAGACUUGCAGUUGUCACACAAUGAACUAGCAACUCUGCCCACUGUUAAUGGCCAUCUGGAGCGCCUUUAUCUUGAUCACAACAAGAUUAAAAACAUAAAUGGAACAAUAAUAUGUCCUAAUGUAGUGAAAGAUGAACACGACCCAGAUUUUCCACAUGGACCCCGUCUUCGUUAUUUACGUCUGGAUGGAAAUGAAAUUCAGCCACCAAUACCGUUAGAUAUUAUGAUUUGCUUUAGACUUCUUCAGUCCAUAGUUAUUUAGGUAUCUACAAUACAUUAAACUAAUUGACCAGUUAGUUCAUUUAGAUUAAUGUAGAUAAUUUGAGGUUCAUAGUAAUCUACCAUGCGAUUUUUGUAUGAAUUUUAUGGGGAGGGGCAACAUAUUUUUGUAUACUAAUUGCUCUGCUUUCAGGUUAAUCAUAUAUUAGAACAUCUAAAUCAUCCGAGAAAUCAACUUUCUUGGAUCCAAAUGUUCCAGGUACUGUAUAUCCAAAAGGUGUGAGAUUUAUUUAGAUUAUGCUAUAAACAGUGAGGUUCCAAGAGUGUAGACUAUUGUUUUAUUAUGUAAUGUUAGGUAUUGUGUUAGAUUAAACCAUGGUAAUUAUGGUAUCCCUCACUUUGUAUACUAGUGAUUUUUAUCAUUGUUAAAAUCAUAUUUCCUUAGGAGACUCUGUACAAUAAUUAUGUAUUAAUGCUAGGAACUCAAUACAGAUGUUAGUAAUAGGGCAAUAUACAUCUGACUGACUAGGUGUUUUACCAUGAUGUACUGAAUAUGGAAAGCAUGCACCACGGUAA
Molecule: messenger RNA, 1825 nt
Organism: Bufo gargarizans (Asiatic toad)
Lineage: Eukaryota; Metazoa; Chordata; Amphibia; Anura; Bufonidae
Gene: KERA
Product: keratocan
Exons: 3
Coding region: 237-1292 (351 amino acids)
Molecular function (GO): protein binding
Source: RefSeq, a predicted model, not a curated record